Dama dama (fallow deer) is the source of this 5202-nucleotide messenger RNA. It is a transcript of the gene EID3, whose product is annotated as EP300 interacting inhibitor of differentiation 3. Gene Ontology annotation, cellular component: Smc5-Smc6 complex; nucleus. The record is from RefSeq and is a predicted model, not a curated record. Lineage: Eukaryota; Metazoa; Chordata; Mammalia; Artiodactyla; Cervidae. The coding region runs from base 958 to 2085 and encodes 375 amino acids. The transcript has a single exon. Gene Ontology annotation, biological process: DNA repair.
CCCCCCCCCCCCGUGAACUAGUGGCAGUAUUUUCCUACAUAAAUUUGUCUCGUGACUUAACAGCGUUCAUGUUCAUAUCCUCCUAACAGAUGGUGUUUAAAGUCUUCACAGGUUUCUCACCUUUUAGGGUUCAGAUUUACUAUCCACUCGGGUUGUGUGACCUGUACUUUUGCAGUCUUCCAAAUAGUUCCUUGGCAGAGACCCUGUCUACUUUAUUCUCGUACUCUUGGGUCCUGGAGAAUCAGAGAUCAGUUGCCUAACACUGGGGGACGGGGUAGGGGUGGGUAGGCAGUGCACCUUUGCGCCUGCGCCAGCCCGGACCCUGGCUUACCCGGUCACCCGCUCCCCUCCCCCAUGGGGUAGGUUGGCGCGGAUUUGGCUUUUGAAGGCCUUUAAAACACAAUUUACAUUUGUAUAAUGAAGACCGAGUUCCUAGCAACCACUUUGCAAGUGAAUCUUGGGAGUUCAGUCUUUCUGCAAUGGAGAUAGUGCAGGCCGCGAUCCUUGGCUUUGUUAGCAGUUUGUAAUUUAGCCAGAUUUUAUUUUUUAAAACAAAAACAUCCGCCCACCCCAUCUUUUAAUGACAGUAUGCUGCAGUAUGUGACAGCCAGUGUUUUAAAGUACGGGGCGUUUAGUCUCCCCAUAGUUCUGUCGUUAGCUUUUCCAAGCGAUUCUUUGAAAGCUAGAUGACAGUGUUAGUAAACGCCAAAAUAACGGCUGUGGCUUGAGCCAGCCGGCGUUACUCCAGCGUGGCGGCCGACCGGCUUCUCGGCGGCGUUCUACGCGUGUUCGCGUUUACGCGGCGGGGGUGCUUAUGCGCUCACUGAGGGGGCGGGGCGCUAGGCCGCCGCUAGUGCGCAUGGGCGGCGUCCUCCUCCGCCUUGGGGGACCCCUGCAGUUUACGUUGUCGUCCGGGACGUCGCGAAGACCGUUACCUGAGUGCCUCCCGUCGCCGACAUGGCCGAUGAAAAUGGUUCCCUGAGGGAAGCCGACGAGACGAGAGCGCAGCCGGCGGUGACCAUCCCGGGUAGUGCGUACUCGCGGAAGCAGGUGGAGGAGGAGGAGGAGGAAGCUUUGAAGGUGGAAGCGGCAGCGACGUCUGAUGCGGAAUCUGAAACCCCUUCUGACGACCUGAGCUGGGGGGAGGCCGACAUCCACCCCAGCCUGCUGGAGCGGGUGGAUGAGGAGAAAUGCCGGAGUAUCCGCAAGCAGUACCGGCAGCUCAUCUAUUGCGUCCAGCAGAACCGAGACGACAUAGUGAACACGGCGAGCGACUCCUUAACCGAGGCUCUCGAGGAAGCCAACGUCCUGUUUGACGCAGUGAGUCGGACAAGAGAAGCGGCUCUAGACGCUCAGUUUCUUGUUUUGGCUUCUGAUUUGGGUAAAGAAAAAGCAAAGCAGCUGAACUCUGACAUGAACUUUUUUAAUCAGGUGGCAUUUUGUGACUUUCUGUUAAUAUUUGUGGGUCUAAAUUGGAUGGAAGAUGAUGGACGUGAUCCGUUGAACAACUGUGACGAUAACAUAGCUCUUUCCUUCUGGGAGACAGUGCAGAAGGAAGCGACAUCGUGGAUGUUACAAGCUGAAACAUUCCACUUUCUUUUUGGCUCGUUCAAAUCAGAGUCUGCCGCGCGAAAGCCGCGACUUGAUCAUCGGAGAAAAGUUCAGAAAAUGGAAGAAAAUGGGGAUAUGCCUACAAAGCUGAGGAAGCUGGAUCUGAGUGGUAAUCAAGAAGCCACAGAAAAAGAAGUAGAAAGAAUCUUGGGAUUGUUGCAAACGUACUUUCGAAAGUAUCCUGAUACUCCUGUGUCUUAUUUUGAGUUUGUGAUUGAUCCACACUCUUUCUCUCGUACUGUGGAGAAUAUAUUUUACGUUUCUUUCAUUAUAAGGGAUGGUUUUGCAAGAAUAAGGCUUGACCAAGACAGGCUGCCAAUAUUGGAGCCAAUUAAUAUUAACCUAGCCGGUGAGGGAAAUGAUCCCAGUUUCCACAGCAGGAAACAGGGAGUUAUAUCUUUGAGUUUACAAGACUGGAAAAACAUUGUGGCAACUUUUGAAAUUUCAGAGGCUAUGAUCACAAACUCAUACUAAAGAUUUUUGUUCUUAGCACAGAUGCAUUUUAGUUUAUUUUCUAAAGCAUAGCGUCGUGGAGAGUAAAAUCCAAACAGAAGCACAUACUGUAUUUCUUGUGAAAAAUAUUUUCAAGAAAAUAAGUUGUUUUACUGUGCGUUGUAUUUUUCUUGGUAGUUUUAUAAAGUUGUCAUGAUAAAGUUGUCACUGGCGUGUUCAUGGGAGAGAUUUUUUGACUGCUCCUUAAGACUUUAUCAAUAAAAACUGAAUUCCAUAAAAUAAAAAGUGUUUGAUAAUUUGAAAAAAUGAGUUAUGAUGCUCUGUGAUACUACAUUGCUUUCUCUGCUACAGGGACCCAAGGCAAUCCCAUAUGGGGCUCUUGACCAGGUUGGGGGAAAGAAUGGGUGAAAAAAAUGGUCAAGAAAGACUGUAGGGCAGUGCGUAAGUCAUGUUAAUCCUGUAUUAAAAAAAUUCAGAUGCCAUGCUUCAUUUCAAAGAAGACUCAUAAGAUUAAUGAGUGGGUGUCCUUGUUCUAAAGAAUUUCUACUGUGAUGUGGGCUUAACAAAAGUAGACUGACUUCUGUAAUAGGUGAGCUAUCACCUAAGUACUGUAUGAGUAGGAAUGGAUCAAAGAUCGGGCAGGGAAAUAUGGAGGGUCAAAUAGGUGACACUGUGGGAAGUUACGGCUCCAGAGAGAUCUAUAUGUUUUUUUUUGAAAACUAUUCUAUCUGAAUGUUACACUAGGCAAAAGUUGAUUUACCUCAUCUGUUAGUGCCCUCUGUCAGAUUAUUUCAAACACAAAAUCUUCUAACAUCCAGUUACAAUCUUUAUCUACUUGUUCUGUUUCUUCUCUGGCCCCUAGUUUCCCUUUGUAAUUUCUGCUAGUACACAGAGUGUUCCUCAGAAUUGGUGAUGUUUCAUUAUGUACUGGCCUUGAAUAUUUGUUCCCAACUCAAUUUUGAUUUCUUAAUAGGACUUUGAAUGCCUGGAAACUCUCCCUGUGUAAACUGAAAUAUCAGUAUAUGAUUAAUGUAUCCAAAUUUCCUUCACUUCAUAUAAAGCUCUAAAGGCUUUUGUUGUUGCUUGUAUUAAGAAUAUAAAUUACAACCUUAUUUGGAUGCUACUACUGAAAAUUUUGGUCUUUAAGGAAACAGUUUUUGAAGGUGUAGUGAGCAUCCUUGCAAACUGUUUUUCUUGAUCUCUGUAGAAACAGUCUUUGGUAGUAGUGAGUCUUGCCAUUAAACCUUAUCUGGCAAGUGGAUCUGCUUUGUGUAAUAGGAAUAAUAAAAUUUUCCUGUUACGUCUGAAUGUAGUACAGGGAAGGGAAAUCCAGAGAGUAAAUGAAUGACAUCUAGACGGAGAGGAGAUUGAGAAGUUCUUCAGUAAUAGUGGAAGUGUGUUUUUUUUUUUUUUUGCAAGAAGGGAAGUUUCUCAAGAAACCCGGCCAAUUAUUUUCUAAGGUAGUCACUUCUUCCCCUUUUCUUAUGAAGGGAUGCUAACCCUUCCCAGUGCCUACCACCUUUUGGUCCAGUGGUUGUGGAAAUCUCUCUGAUCCUCCCUUUAGCAUGCCUCUGCCGUCCGGGUUCCUUAGGUUUUUUCAGACCUUUGCUUUUUGGGGAAAAGAUAAUCUUAGAGAUAGCAAAAAGAUCUUGCCUCAGGUCUGCUUACACACCAGGUGUCUUUAGGAGUAUUUGAAGAUGUAAGUGUUAACUAAAAGCAGGAAUGGAGAAUGUGGAGGUUUAGGAGGAAAGUAAUCUUUUGGGUCUUCUCUAAAGUUACAGCUGUUAAAAUAUAAAUCAGAUUGACCACUUGUUUCAAUUUAAAUUGGUUGUUAAAUGACGUAUAGAUUGGAAAUUAAAGCCAAUUAUUUUCUAAAGUAGUCAUUUCUUCCCCUCUUUACCCUGAAGAAAAAAGGGAAAUUGGCUAAUAGAUAAUUCAUUUAUCUAUUAUAAUGAUAAUGAAUAGAUAUUCAUUUAUCUAUUAGAUUAGAUGUGACCCAAACUACAAGUCUGCUGGCUUCUCAACAAUAUAUUUAGAGUGGCUUUAAUUUCACAGGUUCAAUAAAAUCAGCUGAUAGGAAAAUAUCAUGGAAGUUUUUUAAACUAGGAUUUUGUUGUUUAACAGAACCACUUCUGAUCAAAGGAUCUGGGAUCAGAUCCUGCCUUUUUAAAUUCUAGUUAGAGACUUUGCACAAAUUAUUAAAUCUGCAGGCCUUAGGUUUUUUUAUUUGCUUAGUGGGAAUAAUGACCUAUUAAAUGUACAGUAUGUGACAAGUACUUUGAUUUACUGGGUAUGAUAUAGUGAGAAAAACAAGAGAUUGUAAUCAUUUAGACCUGGGUUUAAUUCUUAUGGACAAGUUUCUUAAUCUCAAAAGAUUUCUUGCCGUUUCUGAAAUGGGAAUGACAUGUGCUUAGAAGACGAUUGUGAGGAUUAAGUGGGAUGAUAAGUACAAAACAUUCAGCACAGUGUUGGGCUCAUUGUGAGCACUCACGUAAGUGCCUCACGUAGUAGAUCAGUGUCAGAAUGCAGCUGCUGGCUCCUUCCAUGGUGACUUCUCCAUCUUGGUUCAUUCAUUUUAAGUCUAGACCUGGCUUUCUCAAAUUCUUGCCCUUGUUUUGUGGAAACUAUUAUCAAGUGAUUAGAAUUAGCACUUGGUUAAUUCAGCAACUGUGCCAGGCACUGCACUAGCACAGAGGGGAAGGUGAUAGAUUGAAAAUUGCCCUACUCUCAAGGAAUUUAUAUUUUAAUAUGUGUGUUAGUUCCCUAUUGCUGCUGUAAUGAAUUUACUGUUUGGUGGCUUAACACAAAUUAUCUUACGAUUCUGGAGGUUGGAAGUCCAGAAUCAGUUUCUCAGGGUGUGCAAGGUGUAAAAUCGAGGUGUCAGCAUGGCCAGGUCCUGUUGAGGCUCUGAGGGGAGAAUGCUUAGCCUUUUUGGAGGCUGCCUGCAUUCCUUGAUUCACAGCCUGUUCCUCCAUUUUCAAAACUGCCAAUGCAACCUCUCUGUCUUCAUUGAUUUCUGUGGUGUCUCCGUGUGCCUCCCUCUUAUAAGGAUACUUGUGAAUAAGUUGGGCCUUGUGGGGUAAUCCUGGGAAAUCUCCCCAUCACCAGAUUCUUAACUCACAUCUCGAGAAUCUCUUU